ACUACUCCCCCUCAUCCUUAUCAUCCGCAACCCAAAAACCUCUAUGAUAGUAACAAUGGGCGUCGUGUCUCAAAGGUCAUCAGCACCAUCAUCAACGUUGAAUCCUAACGCUCCGAUGUUCGUGCCGCUAGCGUAUCGGACGGUGGAGGACUUCUCGGACCAGUGGUGGGCCCUUGUACAGUCCUCCCCUUGGUUCCGCGACUACUGGCUGCAGGAGCGCUACCUCGAUCCCCAAUCCGACUCCUCCUUCCAUGAUAUUUUCGAUCCUGCCCUUCUGGAUCUCGACUCUCUCCUCGAGGACCUCGACUACGAGGAGAUCGUCAAGAAUGAGAAAGUAGAGGAGAAGGAGGAUCUGCGGCGGGAUCUGGUGAAGAUCGGAUCGGAGAAGUGGCGGAAGGGACGGAUCGUGGCGGAGGUUCCGAGGUUUGCAGAGAAGGCACCGAAGAUCGUGAACAUGAAGGUGGUUAGCCCAAGGAUGAUCCAGCAGCCCAGGUGAAUGAGAGAUUUCUUUAUCCGGCUGAGUUCGUUCGAAUUCGAGUUCGAGGUCGAGCACGAGGCUCAGAGAUGGAAGUGUUUAUGUACAUACAAGUUAGAACUGACUUUUAUCUUAUUUCCAUUACUGUACUUGAGUUGUGUUCAUGUCUAAUGUUUGCUUUAUUAUUCAAGUAAAUCAAAGAAGAGUAAGAAAGAUAAACUAUUGUUGUAUUUUUUGGAUGAUUUUUAGUGGUAGAUUAUAUGUA
This is a messenger RNA of Tripterygium wilfordii, 740 nucleotides long. Its product is annotated as protein EARLY RESPONSIVE TO DEHYDRATION 15-like. NCBI's taxonomy places the organism in Eukaryota, Viridiplantae, Streptophyta, Magnoliopsida, Celastrales, Celastraceae. The record is from RefSeq and is a predicted model, not a curated record. The transcript is spliced from 2 exons. The coding region runs from base 44 to 496 and encodes 150 amino acids.